AUGGAUUCAGGAACAAAGCGACUGAAGGAGAAGAUCAAAGAGAAGCUGCCAGUGACUGGACCACAAGCAGCAAGCGCCUCCGAGUUGCUGCGAUGGUACUGCUACCACACCAACACUCAUGGCUGCCGUAGGAUUGUGGUAUCGAGAGGCCGGCUGCGCCGGGCAGUCUGGGUGAUCCUGACAUUCAGCACAGUGGGCAUCAUCUUCUGGCAGUGCGCCCUCCUCAUCAUUUCCUACUACACUGCCUCAGUCACCGUCACUGUUCAAUUUCAGGAAACCACCUUUCCUGCCGUCACCAUCUGCAACAUGAACCCAUACAGAUACAAUGCAACCAGACAUCUCUUUGAAAAACUGGACCGGGAGACUCUGAUUGCCAUCAAGGAGCUGUACCGCUUCACGGAUGGUUCCAAUAACAGCCAGGUGAAAGCUCUGCACAAGAUCACCAUGAACAGCCAAAAUGACAUCCUGUUCCACAGCAUUCCAUUGCUGCAGAUCAAGCUGGUCAACCAAGAGUAUAGCAUUGUGUCUGACCUCAUCACCAAGAGACAGUACAGGAUCAAUGGGACAGUGAAAACCAAGCCAAUUGAGGGCAUCAACACACAGACCCAAGCCAAAAUGGUUGGCUUCAAGCUAUGCGACAAAAACAAUGAUGAAAACUCCACCUGCACCAUCUACACAUUCAAUUCAGGCAUAACUGCCAUCCAGGAAUGGUACCGGCUGCACUACCUCAAUAUCAUGGCACAGGUGCCCCUUGAAACCAAACUGCAGAUGGGUUACUCCGCUGAUGACCUCAUAUUCAGCUGUCUGUUUGAUGGACUACCAUGUGAUUCAAGGAACUUCAGCCUAAUGCACCAUCCCCUCCAUGGAAACUGCUUCACUUUCAAUGGUGGAGAGAAUGGCAGUGUUCUCCGGACCAUCACUGGCGGUCAUGAAAAUGGCCUGAAGGUGACUCUACACCUGGAUGAGAACGAGUAUAGUCCAUAUCUGUUCACCUCAAUGGGAGCGAAAAUUGUCAUUCACGAUCAAAAUGAACAGCCCUUUGUUGAAGACAUGGGGAUUGAGAUACAGACAGCAACUGAGACAGCCAUGGGCCUUGACAUGACUGUACUGAAGAGGUUGAGCAGCCCAUACAGUGAUUGUACAGUGGACGGAGUUGAUGUGCCUGUGUCAAACCUCUAUAACAAGACCUAUUCAUUGCAGAUGUGUCUGCACUCAUGCUUUCAGAUGGAGAUGGUCCAUAUCUGUGGCUGCGCUCACUAUGAGAAGCCAUUGCCACCGGGAGCAGAAUACUGCGACUACACAAAGUACCCAGGAUGGAUUUCCUGCUAUUACAGACUGCACAACCAGUUUAUUCAGGAGCAGUUGGUUUGCCAGAAGACUUGUCGACCUGCCUGUCAUUCCAAGGAGUGGACAAUGACCGUCAGUGUAGCUCAGUGGCCUUCAUCACCAUCUGAGGAGUGGAUUCUUCGUCUUCUGAGCUGGGAAAAAGGGUUCCAUGGAAACAGAACAUUGAGAAAGGAUGAGUUAGCCAAUCUGGGCAUCUUCUACAAAGAUCUCAAUCAGAGGAACAUCUCUGAAACAGCCGCAAAUAAUGUUGUCACCUUACUCUCGAACUUUGGAGGCCAGCUGGGUCUGUGGAUGAGCUGUUCUGUAGUUUGCAUCAUUGAGAUUGUUGAAGUGUUCUUUUUUGAUAUGUUCUUGAUAAUCAUGCGGAAGGGUGUGCAAAUAGUCCGCAAGUGGUGGCAGAAGGAACAGGAGGAGCUGCCACCAACCAUCAGCAACGCAAUUCAUGGAGCUCCUUUCUACAUCAGUGAUGAAGACCCACCAACUUUCAACUCUGCCCUCCAGCUACCUCGUCCCCCUGUCCAAGACACACUUCCCCCCACUUACGAAACCUUGCGGAUACGCAACAGUUUCAUCCCAGUCACUUCCACUAUGGAGCCCUGCAGUCACUGA
Carcharodon carcharias (great white shark) is the source of this 1956-nucleotide messenger RNA. RefSeq names its product amiloride-sensitive sodium channel subunit gamma-like. Lineage: Eukaryota; Metazoa; Chordata; Chondrichthyes; Lamniformes; Lamnidae. The transcript has 12 exons. Gene Ontology annotation, biological process: sodium ion transmembrane transport. Bases 1 to 1956 code for a protein of 651 amino acids. Gene Ontology annotation, molecular function: ligand-gated sodium channel activity. The record is from RefSeq and is a predicted model, not a curated record. Gene Ontology annotation, cellular component: membrane.